Mercenaria mercenaria is the source of this 2249-nucleotide messenger RNA. RefSeq names its product solute carrier family 23 member 1-like. The record is from RefSeq and is a predicted model, not a curated record. Gene Ontology annotation, molecular function: transmembrane transporter activity. Lineage: Eukaryota; Metazoa; Mollusca; Bivalvia; Venerida; Veneridae. The transcript has 13 exons. Gene Ontology annotation, cellular component: membrane. Bases 71 to 1945 code for a protein of 624 amino acids. Gene Ontology annotation, biological process: transmembrane transport.
AAACGUGACUAAAAUUUAUCUUUAUUGAAUUAAAUUUGUAACCGUCUAUCAUUCCGGCAUACUAGUAUGUAUGUUAGAUGCCAGUAAUUCUAAAGACGUGGAUAACGUUGAAACUGUGGCAAACAAUAAUAUGGAAAAACACGAAGACACCAUUCAACUUAAAGAUGCAGGAACUACCAAUGGUGAUACAUGCCCCGAGAAACAGCGAGAGACUUUAGUACAGACAGACUUUGAGGAGGAGAAACUUUUUCACUAUGACGUGUUUGAAAAUCCGCCCAUUUUUUUGGCUAUUGUCUUUGCAAUGCAGCAAGUGUUAAUGUCAUUGUCGAGAUCACUAUCAACGGCGUUACUUGUGGCUGAUAUUGUUUGCGCACGGACGGACGAAAACUUUAAAGCACGGCUACUAAGUACAACACUUUUUAUAUCUGGCAUUACAACAUUUCUGCAAAAUACUGUUGGUGUCAGAUUGCCUUUAUAUCAAGGACCGGCAAUGACCUACCUAGUUCCUUUGUUGGCUAUGUCCUCAUUACCAGAAUGGCGUUGCCCAGAUUUGACAUUCCAAGAUACACCAGAUAUAGCCAAUACCACUGGUUUACCAACAAUAUCCAAUGCGUCUGAUUCGAUGGCAUAUGACCAAGCAUCAGUUCUUGACAAAGUACAGAGGCUUGAAGGUAGUCUCAUGAUAGCGGGUGCUUUACAUAUGUUGGUGGGCCUUACAGGUAUCGUCGGUCUUUUGAUCAACUUUAUUGGACCGGUCACCAUUGUACCAGCCCUAACCGUAAUUGGAAUAUACAUCUACAAGGCAACAACGAAGUUUGCAAAGACACAGUGGGGUGUUUCAAUGCUGACUGUGUGCUUAGCUAUGGUAUUGUCGUUCUACCUGAGGAUGAAGAAAACGCCUAUACCUGUAUGGUCACCUGGGAGAGGCUUUCGUAUUGUGCGGUUUCCUUUCCAUCAAAUGUUUUCGGUAUUGAUUUCAUGUAUAGUCGGUUGGUUGGUGAGCGCGAUUCUCACGGCGUGUGAUGUAAUUCCCAACGAUCCAUUAAGUGAUAGUUACUAUGCCAGAACUGACUCCAGACUUGAAGUAAUAGGAGAGACGAGUUGGUUUAUUUUCCCUUAUCCUGGCCAAUUUGGACCGCCGGGAUUCGACACGGGUGCUCUGAUAACUUUCCUGAUGGGUACGCUGAGUUCAGUAAUAGACUCCAUAGGUGAUUACUACGCAUGUGCAAAAGUUUGUGACGCUCCUCCUCCACCUAAGCAUGCUGCUAAUAGAGGUAUAGCUAUAGAAGGAUUUAUGAGUUUUAUUGGUGGAUGGUCUGGUGCGAGCCAUGCUACAUCAACUUUUGGCGGCAACAUAGGAGCUAUUGGAAUUACUAGGGUGGCAAGUCUUAGGGUUUUCCAAUUAGUUGGAAUUAUUUUUACCGUCUUUGGUGUGAUUGGGAAGAUUGGUGCUAUUUUCGUCACUAUUCCAUACAGCGUCAUUGGCGGGAUGAUGAUGAUUAAUUUUGGCGUACUGAUUGGAGUGAUGCUAUCCAAUUUACAAUUUAUAGACCUGUCCUCGACAAGGAACCUUGGGAUUAUAGGAAUGUCUAUACUGAUGGCGAUGAUGUUACCAUACUGGGUAGAAAUCACACCAAACGCGAUACAGACAGGGGUACCAACACUUGACAGCGUUUUCACGAUGUUUUUGGCAAAUCCUGCAUUUGUGGCAUUUGUUCUCGCAUGCUUUAUGGAUAACACAAUGCCAGGUACUGAAGAGGAACGAGGCCUAUCUGCUUGGAAAGCUAGUAUGGGCGUAGAAAAGGAAACAAACAUAUCAGAAAAGUCUACUAAGGACGAAAUCAGGCUGAGGAAAUUAAGGAAAACAAUUUACACUGUCCCUUUUUCAAAACAACUUGUCAAAAGAUUUAAAUGUUUACGAUUUUUACCAUUUUAUCCAAAAUAGUCAAGGUUGUCCAUGCGUCAAAUAGAUUUAAUGAAUUCAUUCAUUCAAUUUAGUGUAAACCUCAUCCUUAAUGGUCCUAUUAGAAAACCAGUGUGGAGAAAAAAUAAUAGAGUUUUUUUUCCACAAGACUUAACUGGUAUAUUGACUUUUUGUUGUUGAGAAAGGGAAUACCCGGCUGUCGUCCUAACGAGGCUCUUUCGUGUUAAGGAAAGCACAUUUUCACUCAGUGAAAGAUCAUUUUCUCGCACAGUUACUGUUUCCUUCAAGUAAUAGAAAAAUGAAAUAAAACAAUGACGCUCUUUAA